GAACAAGGCAACGGACAAAACCACGCUCCCCGUCUUCUUCAGUCUGCUGCAAAUCGCUUCUUCGAUUUCUGGACUUAGGGCUUUUUCGGCGAGUUUUCCGACAAUAACCAUUGCUGCUCCUUCUUUUUCGACCAAGAGGGCGAUCGCCAUUCCAUUCUCAGUGUUGGUGAAACUGAGCUCUGAAGAAGGAAGGAAAUGGAUGAGGAAAUGGAGGUUGAGCCGGUUGUUUUUGAUGCUUAUGAAGUCGAUAUUGAGUAUGAGUUUGAUGCGGCUAGGUAUUUUGAUUUCACUCGCGAGGAGAGUUUUGUUGAGGCUUGUGAAGCUGAGCUUUGGUUCCAGUCUGCUGAAAGCUACCCUCCUUCUCCGUUUGUAGCCAAACUGUUCUUGAGGGAAGAGUAUCUUUUCGCCAUUGAAAAUGCGUCGAAAAAAUCUGAAGGCCGGGACAGCACAAUUGAUUCGCAUAAUGAUGUCAACCAGGAAAUUGGUUCUGUACGUGAAAAUGACGGAGAUUAUCUUGUAGAUUGCCAAGAUGCAACUAGAGGAUUCUUCACCAACACACGGGAUCGAAACUUACAAAAAACUCACAAUCAACAACUUCAAUUUACAUCAGGAUCUAAAUCAUACAAUCGUCCAUCCCUGAACAUACCCAAAGUGAAAGCCCCAUCUUGUGUCAAGCCAUCUAGACCCAGGGGCACCACUCUGAUGAAACCAACAGUGAGCCACUUAGCGAGACAAACUCAACAUACUGAUAUCAAGUUGCAGAGAGUACUUGUUAAAAACAAUGAGACAAGUGUCUGUAGUUCUGGGACCGAAAGUCAAGCUAUCAAGAAGCAAAAGCUGGAUGAAGGUCACUCACGCAAGGUGAAUGAAAUAAAGCAGCAGACUAGUUUGGUCCAUAAGCUUCCUAAAAAGGAUGGAGUUGCUGAUAAAUCUACUACGAAUGCCAAGCUGAAGAUUACAAUUCCUAGGCAGCCUGACCUUGAAACAGCACAUAGGGCACAUAGAAUAAGAUUAAAAAGUAAGAUGGAAGAAGAUAACGAGGUCACAACUACUCGAAGGUUUAGAGCCCAUCCGCUAAACAGAAAAAUAUUAGAGGCUCCAUCACUUCCGCUUCCAAAGAAAAGCACUCCCAAAUUGCCUGAGUUUCAAGAAUUUCAUUUGAGGACGUUGGAGAGGGCCAUGCAAAAUACUUCUGCUGUUUCAUCCUCAGCCUUUCAUCAUGAUUAUUCUGACAUUACAGUCACCAGAAAUAUGGAGUCUAGAAGAUCAAAUGCCAUUGAUGAUAAAAAGAAUGAUGAGUAUCAUGUCAUGCAAAAUUUCAAGGCAUGUCCUCUUAAUAGGAAGAUGUUUUCAAGUAAAGGUGAAAUAGGUGUUUUUAGAAAUAGCAAGCAAGAAACCACAAUACCAAUGGAAUUUAAAUUCCAUAGUGAGAAGAGAAUUCUACAACCACCAACAGAACUUUUCAACAAGCUUUCCCUAACAUCUCAACUCUAUUCAAAAAAUGGACCCUUGGCUAAAGUUCCGUCCCAUCUAUCCAUGCCUUUGAAGAGCUCGAAGGAAAAUAACUCGGUGUUAUUUCAACCAGAAUAUAAGAUAACUCCAUUGGUGAAAGAAGCGCCUCCAUUUGCGGGAAACCAGAUUUAUUUGGGAAAUAAUGGAUGCAUAUCUGAUUCCUGCAACAGCCCGUUGACCAUGAGGAAUCUGGGAGUUCGCUAAGUAUGUAGUGUUCUGAAAGAAUGGUUUCUUUCUGCUGGGGCAUCUGAUUUUGGUUUCAGCCUUUAAGUAGUAAUCAUUACAUGAUAGUUGAGAACAACAGUACAGGAAAGGUUCUCGAGCUAUUUUUUCUUCAUAGAAAUCAUUUAAAGUCUGUCCAUAUAGUACAGGAAAGGUUGUAGGUGUCUUCGAGAUUUAUGAUUUAUCUAACCAGCUCUUUAUGUUCCCCCAACUUGUAUCCUAAUCCAAAUAAACAUGCAAGUUCGCCGGAUAUGUACAGCCAUCACUGCCCCCCUUCAGCUUCUUUGUGUACCUCCUACGUAAUUGUAUUGUUCGCUACUCACAAAGAAUAUACAUACACAGCUUCAUCUUCA
Cucurbita moschata (crookneck pumpkin) is the source of this 2087-nucleotide messenger RNA. RefSeq names its product protein TPX2-like. Gene Ontology annotation, molecular function: microtubule binding; protein kinase activator activity. The record is from RefSeq and is a predicted model, not a curated record. NCBI's taxonomy places the organism in Eukaryota, Viridiplantae, Streptophyta, Magnoliopsida, Cucurbitales, Cucurbitaceae. The transcript has 17 exons. Bases 196 to 1716 code for a protein of 506 amino acids. Gene Ontology annotation, cellular component: mitotic spindle; nuclear microtubule. Gene Ontology annotation, biological process: activation of protein kinase activity; regulation of mitotic spindle organization; mitotic spindle assembly.